CUUUUAAUUUGGUCGCAGAGACGCGACUCAGCCGCCGCCGCCGCCCUGACCAGGUGAAGACUACGUGACGCGUACUCAUCCCCUCGCCUCCGGCAUUCGCCGUCGAUCCAAUCCCGCCGGCCGGCUGUUCUUCGGUCCUUGGAAUAUAUCGCCGCGAGCCCGCAACAUCGUGUCACCAUCAAGGAAGCUAAUGAAGAGAUUUUUUGAAAAAUCUACAAUCAGCAAUGUGCCUGAAAUCGUUGAUUUGAAGAAGCUUCCUUGGGAUUCAUCUAAAAUGCGCUGCUCGAUGGUGACCGAUUCUAUGCAACGGAAAGAUUCGAUGGUUCCAACUGAGCAGUGAGCUUGUUGGCUUCUUCACAUGGAGUGUAAUGGAUAGAGGACAGGACGACAUUUCCACUCCACCACCAUCAACAAGCAACCAUGCCUGCAAUGGCUGCCGCCCAGGAAGAGCCGUUGGGGCUCGUCAAGCCUGCGCCACCGCCACCGCCCCCUUCCAUCUUCCUCGACCAACCCUCGAUGACCAACGGUGACUCACAGUCACAGCAGCCGCAGGAUGACCUGGCCUUGGCAUACAUCUCGCGCAUGCUCAUGGAGGAGGACAUCAUCGACAAGUUCUUCUACCAACACCCUGAGCAUCCGACCCUCCUGCAGGCCGAGCAGCCCUUCGCUGAGAUCCUCUCAGCCUCCGGCAUCACCACAGCUGGUGCCCAUGGGUCCUCCGCUUUACUUCCAAGUCAAGGCAACAACACGGGCAUCAUGGCUUCUGGGUUCUUGUCCAGCGAGGUACGUAGUCAAGCCUUGAUCUUGAAUGGCACAGUCACAGCGGAGGAGCCCAGCAGCGGCGUCACCAUGGGUGACCUGUCGAGCAUGGCUUUCUUCAAAGGCAUGGAGGAGGCCAACAGCUUCUUGCCCACAGUCAAUGUGAUGGUGGAUGCUAGGGGGCGUAAGAAGAGGUCUGGCAUGGAUGGCGAGACGGAGGCGUGCAUGGGCAGGAGCAGCAAGCAAAUAGCGGUGCGGGUGCUGGCACAUGAUGACUCGGCGGAGGAAGACACCGCACUUGAGCUGGACCUGCUCAUCCUCAACGGCUACAACAUGCACUCCAAUGAGACGAUGAAGGAGAGGGGGGACCAGGCAGCGCAUCAGAGCAUUUGCAGGAAGGCGCCGUGUGUGAGGCACAGCGCAAGGCAGAAGGUGGUGGCUGAUCUGGAAACGCUGCUGAUCCGCUGUGCGGAGGCGGUGGCUACCAACGACCGGAGCAACGCCGGCGAUCUACUGAAGAAGAUCAAGCAGCACUCGCUACCAACAGGAGACGCAAGGCAGCGACUGGCAUAUUACUUCGCCGAGGGGCUGGAGGCACGACUGGCGGGCACAGGGAGGCAAAUGUACCACUCGAUCACCAUGGCGAAUCACACCUCCACCGUGGAGCUCUUCAAAAGCUACCACCUGUGCAUAGCCGCCUGCUGCUUCCUGAAGGUGUCGCUAAACUUCUCCAACAAAAACAUCUACAAUGCCGUGGCGGGGAGAAAGAAGCUGCACAUUGUGCACUACGGUGUCAACGAUGGGUUCCAGUGGCCGGAUUUGCUCCGGUGGCUAGCUGACAGGGAGGGUGGGCCACCGGAGGUGAGGAUCACCGGCAUUAUUAGCCCGCAGCCUGGGCCCUGUCCGGCUAAGCAAGCCAAGGAGACAAAACGCAGGCUCAGCUACUGCGCAAGGCAGUUUGGCGUGCCAUUCAAGUUUCAUGCUAUCAUAGCCAAGUUAGAGGCUGUCCAUGCCGAGGACCUCGACAUCGAUCCAGACGAGGUGCUCGUCGUGAACAAUAUGUUCCAUUUCAGGACACUGAUGGAUGAGAGCCUCACCUUUGACAUGGAAAACCCAAGGGACCUGGUGCUCAACACUAUCAAGAAGAUGAAACCAUCCAUGCUCAUCCACGCAGCUGUCAAUGGAGCAUACAGCUCGGCGUUCUUCAUGACUCGUUUCCGGCAAGCGCUCAACAACUUCACAGCACAGUUUGACAUGAUGGAGACUACCAUGAUGCAGAACAAAGAGAAGAGGUUACUGGUGGAGCGGCACAUUUUUGCACGCUCUGUGAUGAAUAUCAUUGCCUGUGAGGGCCCUGACCGGGUGGAGCGCCCUCAGAACUACAAGGAGUGGCAUGCGCGGAACCAGCGAGCCGGACUGAGGCAGCUGUCAUUAGACCCUGACAUUGUUAAGAUGCUCAAGGACCAAGUGAAGAAGCAGUACCACAAGCAUUUCAUGAUUGAUGAGGAUCAACGGUGGCUUCUGCUGGGAUGGAAAGGCCGGGUGCUCUACGCCCUCUCGACAUGGGUAGCUGAUGAUGCUAGUGGCUCUCAACUGGAGUAGAUGGAUGGAUUGAAGUACGAAUGGAUAUAGAUAUGCCUGUUGCACUAUCAGAUGUGUGUAAAAAAAAUCAGAUGUGUGUUUGCUCCUUUUUUGUAUGUGUAACUUGGUAACAGAGACCAUUAUAAGGUUUCAGAGAUGUAGUGAGUGCACAUAUAUCCAUUUUAAUCUGCAUUGUGAGAGACGAUAUUAUGUGGAAUCGUUACAUAA
Molecule: messenger RNA, 2568 nt
Organism: Triticum aestivum (bread wheat)
Lineage: Eukaryota; Viridiplantae; Streptophyta; Magnoliopsida; Poales; Poaceae
Product: scarecrow-like protein 9
Exons: 3
Coding region: 421-2361 (646 amino acids)
Source: RefSeq, a predicted model, not a curated record